AUGUGGGAAGGCGAGGCCAACGGCCAUCUACGCAGCCCACCCGACAAAAUCACCCUGCUCCUAGAGUUGGUCAUCGAACAUGGCAUGCAACAACUCCUCCCGGCAGGAAUCCCAACUCGAAUAGAGAACGGAAGCGAGACCCGCCCAGACAAUGUAUGGGCAUCUGAAGGUAUCGUACAAAGGAUGGUGGAGUGCAACACGUGGCCGGAAUGGAGACCUAACACAACAGAUCACGUACCCAUUGUCACUAUCAUAGACACCGACAUACCAAGAAGCCAAGAGGAAGCACGGCCAAACUACAAACGGACAAACUGGGAGAAGUUUCGCAAAGGGAUAGAAGGAGCCAUCAGAGCGGAUGAGACGCUAAGUUCAGAACCAAGAAGCGUAGAGGAAAUGGAAGCUACCGUUGACGCACUCACAAGCCACCUGCAGACCCACCUGAAAGCAACGACUCCAACCAGCAAAACCAGCGAAUUUCAAAAGCCAUGGUGGUCCGACAAGUGCAAAGAGGCUCACCGGCGCAAGUGCACAGCAUACGCCGAAUCCAGGAGAUGGCGGGCAACCCCAGACCACCCAUCGCACCAGGCAUACAGAGUUGCUCAGGACAAGAUGAAAAGGACAGUGAGAGCGAGCAAGGAAGAACACUGGUGGAACUGGAUUGACAAUGCUAACGACAGUGACUUAUGGAACAUCAACAGAUUCCAGAAGCAAAGCAACAGUGACGGUAGCAGAGAACAAGUCCCACCCCUCAAAUCAAGCAACGGCACACUUGCACAGUCGGAGGAGGAGAAAGCAGCCAUAUUGGCUGAAGCGUUCUUUCCCCCACCGCCAUCCCUAGCACCGGCCGAGCCCAUCCUAAUCACAGGACAGCUACCCGAAUGGAGCCCCUACACAGUGGAGAGGAUCAGACGGGCGGCGGGCAACCUCAAACAUGACAAAGCCCCAGGACCGGAUGGGAUACCUAACGCAGCAAUCCAAGAAGCCCUUCCGAUGAUUGAACCCGUACUAGUAAACAUCUACAAUGCAGCCAUGCGCCUACGACGUAUCCCAAAGCAAUGGAAGGUAUCGACAACAGUGGUACUAAGGAAACCAGGUAAACCAGCCUACAACGUGGCCAAGGCGUACAGACCAAUAGCUCUACUGAACACGCUAGGAAAGCUCCUGUCAGCCCUCAUGGCAGAGGACAUCUCACACCUCUGCGAACAGUACAACCUUCUACCCAACUCCCAGUUCGGAGGUAGACCUGGCCGAACUACCACAGACGCACUGCACCUACUCACAUGCGAGAUCAAGAAAGCAUGGAGACAAUCAAAGGUAGCAAGCGCCUUAUUUCUUGACAUCCAAGCAGCAUUUCCUAACGUCGUCAAACCAACACUGGUGGAAAACAUGCGAAGAAAAGGCAUACCUGAAGCGUACGUCCAAACUAUAGAGGAUAUGCUGACAGGCAGGACAACCCGCCUCAAGUUUGACGGGAACCACUCGGAGCCACGACCUAUCACAAACGGUAACAGCCAAGGAUGCCCUCUCUCAAUGAUUCUCUACCUAUUCUACAUUGCCCCCCUUCUCGAGAUCUCUAACAAGACAAACCAGCUCACCAUCGGCUUUGUUGACGACACCACACUCCUUGCGAUAGGCAAAUCCUUUACAGAAACGCACGACAUCCUCAAAAGCAUGAUGGAGAAACCAGGAGGAGUGCUCGACUGGUCAUAUCGACACAACUCACCACUCGAAAUCAGCAAAGUCGCAUUAAUCGACUUCACAAGAUCCCUCGACAAGCGAAAAGAGUCGACGCCGCUCAUCCUGAGUACCACAAAUAGCCAAGGGAACCCGCAGUCAGUCAAUAUCACCAGUAGCGAAAGCUACAAGCUGCUGGGAGUCAUCCUCGACCAUCAGCUUUAUUGGAACAAGCACCAAGAACUGGGUCCUACAUGGUCUACCCAUUCGGAUGGGACGCCAGCUCUACAAAGCAGUCGCCAUCCCGCGCAUCCAGUACGCAGCCGACCUUUGGACACGAAGGUAUACAAGGAAAACGAAGCGGCGGACGAAGAGGCGAAGAAGGCGAUCACGGAAGGCGCAAGAGACCAGCGAACACCAAGGUGGCUGCGAGAACCCUCCAUCAAAUCUCUCGGCAGUGAAGCAGGAGUGCAAAAGACUGGCGAAAAGAAGGGGCAAGGAACGAUGGAACAACUCCAAACGUUUGACCGAUGUCCAAAAUCGACGAGACGAUGCCAUCGAGUCGAUACCUUAGGCUCACGGACAAACUGUCGAGAGGAGAUGCAGCGUUAUUGA
This is a messenger RNA of Serendipita indica DSM 11827, 2289 nucleotides long. Lineage: Eukaryota; Fungi; Basidiomycota; Agaricomycetes; Sebacinales; Serendipitaceae. The record is from the annotation of a GenBank genome assembly.